This is a messenger RNA of Arabidopsis arenosa, 1104 nucleotides long. The record is from the annotation of a GenBank genome assembly. Lineage: Eukaryota; Viridiplantae; Streptophyta; Magnoliopsida; Brassicales; Brassicaceae.
UCAAAACAUUUCAACAACAUUCAUUUUCAUUCCCACAAAGAAAGAAAAAAACAAAAUCAGAAGCCAUGAACUCGUCCUCAUUUUUAACUCCUUCAUCAUCUUCUUCUCCACAUCUCCAAUCUCCUGCAACAUUCGACCACGAUGAUUUCCUCCACCAAAUCUUCUCCUCCACUCCUUGGCCCUCCUCCGUCCUCGACGACGCUCCUCCGCCAACUUCCGAUUGUGCCGCCGUCACUGGAUUUCACCAUCACGACGCCGAUUCAAGAAACCAGAUCACAAUGAUUCCUUUGUCUCAUAAUGACGCUCUCUUCAAUGGCUUCUCCACGGGAUCUCUCCCUUUCCACCUCCCUCAGGGAUCGGGAGGUCAAACACAAUCGCAGGCGACGGCUUCAACAACCACCGGUGGUACGACGGUGCAGCCUCAGACUAAGCCUAAAGUCCGAGCUAGGAGAGGUCAAGCCACUGAUCCUCACAGUAUCGCCGAACGGUUACGGAGAGAGAGAAUAGCGGAGAGAAUGAAAUCUCUUCAAGAACUUGUCCCUAAUGGCAACAAGACAGACAAAGCAUCAAUGCUCGAUGAGAUUAUCGAUUAUGUCAAGUUCUUACAGCUCCAAGUCAAGGUAUUAAGCAUGAGUAGACUGGGCGGUGCUGCUUCUGUCUCUUCUCAAAUCUCUGAGGAUGCCGGUGGAUCCCACGAAAACACCUCCUCCUCCGGCGAAGCGAAGAUGACGGAGCACCAAGUUGCAAAGCUGAUGGAAGAGGACAUGGGAUCGGCCAUGCAGUAUCUACAAGGCAAAGGUCUUUGCCUCAUGCCCAUCUCUUUAGCCACCACCAUCUCCACCGCCACGUGUCCUUCUCGUAACCCCUUCGUUAAAGAUACCGGUGUUCCUUUGUCUCCUAACCUAUCCACUACAACAGUUGCUAACGGUAAUGGUUCUUCGUUGGUCACCGUUAAAGACGCUCCCUCCGUUUCCAAGCCGUGAUAACGGCAAUUUCGUUUUCCCUUUUUUAUUGGGUGGAAAGAGAGAAAAGUUUAGAAGACAAAGACAAGUGGGAUAGGUGGUUUGGGUCAAAGUCUAGAAAGAAUAAGGUUGUGUUUUCGGA